This is a messenger RNA of Saccostrea cuccullata (small rock oyster), 649 nucleotides long. Its product is annotated as calmodulin-like. The record is from RefSeq and is a predicted model, not a curated record. The transcript has 2 exons. Lineage: Eukaryota; Metazoa; Mollusca; Bivalvia; Ostreida; Ostreidae. Gene Ontology annotation, molecular function: calcium ion binding; enzyme regulator activity. The coding region runs from base 49 to 291 and encodes 80 amino acids.
UUUCUUAUUGUAGCCAAUGGUUUUGUUGACUUUAACGAGUUCGUUUCGAUGAUGAUCAAGUUCCAGAAUAGUAGCACUGACCCUGAAGAGGAGAUGAGAGAGGCCUUCAAGGUGUUUGACAAAGACGGAAAUGGCUUCAUAAGUGCCCAGGAGCUGCAUACAGUGAUGUGUAAUCUAGGGGAGAAUCUAUCAGAGGAGGAUAUCAAAGAGAUGAUUAAAGAGGCGGAUCUCGAUAAAGACGGGCAGGUCAACUAUAACGAAUUCGUGAAAUUGAUGGUAAACAAAAUGUGAAUAACAGUGCAGCAGACAUUCUUUCCAAAGCAUUCCUCGAUGUAUUAGAUGUGAAAACCCUCAUUCCAAGUCCUAUAUUUAGCACACUUUGUUCAGGCAUGCCUUAUGGUGGGAUUAAUUUUUGUUUAUUUCUGUUUAUACGUGCGUAUGUCCGUGCCAUACAUACCAAACCUUGAUGACAGUUUUCUCAGUAACCACUCUUCGGAAGAUGCUCAAAAUUGAGCAAAAACUUUGCUUUUUUAUAUGGUGGGAUUUUUUACGAAUCUUUUCCUAUUUCCCUGUGACUCUAUGUAACUGAAUUUGUUUAUUUACAACAGAGUAAGGUAUAAUUCCUAAGUAAUAGAUCGCAGAGUUCUUG